Molecule: messenger RNA, 371 nt
Organism: Chironomus riparius
Lineage: Eukaryota; Metazoa; Arthropoda; Insecta; Diptera; Chironomidae
Source: the annotation of a GenBank genome assembly
CAAGCGAGGACCUCCAUUGAAUUUUUUGAAAAAAGAAAUAUUUCAAUAAAAAAAUUAAAAUUGUUAAAUUAUGGCCAAUAAAGAAGUAUUUGCUGAAGAUCAGCAUGGACAGAAGAUUGAUCGCUGCUUUUCAGAUGCAUUCAUUAAACUUGGUGUGGGAGCAUCACUCGGUAUUGUAGGCAGCUUAAUAUUCUUUAAAAGAAGGAUGUGGCCAAUUUAUGGAGGUUCCUUCUUUGGUCUUGGAGCGGCUUACCAAAAUUGUCAGAAGUCAUUAAACAGCUCAUAAGACAACCUGUUCAACAUGCUUAAUAACUUUAUAAAUUAAUGAAAUAUUAGUGUGGAAAUAAAAAAGAAACGUUUUAGUUUAUAAU